Thyridium curvatum is the source of this 2421-nucleotide messenger RNA. RefSeq lists its product as uncharacterized. The record is from RefSeq and is a predicted model, not a curated record. Bases 1 to 2421 code for a protein of 806 amino acids. The transcript has a single exon. Lineage: Eukaryota; Fungi; Ascomycota; Sordariomycetes; Thyridiales; Thyridiaceae.
AUGGUGUCACCAAAGAAGAAGCCGGUGGUGAUAGAGGACGACUCGGGCUGGGGUCCUGUAAAAACCCUACAGAAGGACCUUGCCCGGAGGCUAAGACUACACUGGCCAGCCAUCGAAAAAUAUUGGGGAUCUUUAACACCACGGAAGCAGAAGGAAUGUUUCGAUUCAUUGCUGCCGGGUCUUAAGACGGGUCUUAAGAAUUGCCGUGGUCGAACCUUGGGCGGUGUGCUGAGAUACUGCUCAUUUGCCGCGGAAGUCUCAGCGCUCAAGGAAAGUCCCAGGCGUUUGCUGGACAUUUUGCAACAUCGCGCCUCCACGACACUCCUAGAUCAGUAUCUGGAGGGCCCCAACGGCAAUCCGGGCGACCGGGAAUUUGCAAUUCAGUUCGUGUUGAAAGCGCCCCAGAUGGGGAUACAUUUACAAGACUGUUUCCAGAAAGAAUACAAGGGGGACACAUACACGUUCUUCUUCGACGAUGAGAACUUUGGGGAGACUCGGGAGCGGAUGCAAGGGACAGACGACCUCGAGCCCGAACUUCAACCCCUCCUGGAUCGUGGAGAAUGUGUAUCUGAGCCUUUCGGAUAUCUAGUGUUCGAACGGCAACGCAGCGUACUCCGAUUUCUCUUAGCGAUCGUCGAGGACAUAUUACUCGAGGCAGGGGAACAAAGCCGAUGUACCACAGUCUCCAAGACUCCAUAUCCCUAUCAGACUCGGCGAGAGUGCAUGUCCGAAGUCCUUCACACGCACAGUCUGACGACCUUUGCCAAUGUAGCCGUAUAUUCAAGGGGGUUCCUGGAACUACAAAACCAGCAUCUCGACAACUUAAAACAUGGCGGCUACUUGGAGCUCUUUGUUCGCAGGUACUUCAACAACCACCCGGGCCUCAUCUGGGACGAGGAUGGUUGUGUCAUGCCCGUGCUUUCAGACCGCUUCCUCAGUAGGGCGCUUUUUCAGCUGUGGCACGAAUCCCUACAGAUAACUGCUAUCUGGAGAUACAUCCAUGAGGUUCUGGAAUUGAUCGUCUCACAGCCAGCCAGUCAUGGGCGUCAAGAAUGUUUCCUUUCCGAUUUGUCCACGGCCCUGCAGCACAGCUACGUCUACCACCAGAGCCGCUUACGGAAGAUGAUUCAAAUCAAUGAAGCCGCUGGAUACUUUACCCGGCGGCAUGGCCAAUACGAUAAGCUGGGGAAUCCUGUGAUCGUUAUGAAGCACAACCCUCAGGAUGAACCCGAAUGCCCACGUCGCCUUCGAUGCCUAGUGGAUCUGUGUCGAUCUAAAACGACCGCUCCAAAGGCUCUAGAACUGCUGCGGGACUGGGACGAACACGAUGAUACACUGCCUGGCUUGGAUGGUGGAUUGUAUGAUGAAGAGUUUGAAGCGCUGUUUGAUUUGAUCGUUGCAGUCGUCUGCAGUCACUCCCUUCAUCAACUCCUGCCACUUCCCAACCCGCACCUGAAGAGAGAAGACUCUUUCGCCGCUCGGUUCCGGAAACUGGAGGCGGAGAUCAAUGCGCUCGAGUGUGAAGUGGAUCUUCAUCUUCAGGAUUUCGCGGCCCCUACUGGGAACUUGCGUGAGCCGGGCGUCGCAGAAGAGGCAAGGCAGGCUCUGGACGAUUUCAUGGUGGUGAAGGUUGGCAGUACUAUCCAAACCGCAUACGACGCUAUCGUUGAGGAAUGUCUCUCGGCCGUCCGGCAGGCCCAGGCCCAGGCAAACGAGAGAAGCAGAGACACAGAAACGUUGCCGGAGCCGGUGAAACUUGCCAACACUCAACCACCAGGGCAAGACCGUCUCCCAGCACCGGCGCAGCUACCUCAGCCGAAGCCACGGGCCAGUUCUGCUCAGCCUACUGACCCUCAAGCAGUAUCCAAAGCCAACAAGUCACAGCACGGCACGGAGAAUGUCUAUCCACUGGUGGCGGAGCAGGCCAUCGUCAAAAAGCCAGUGGUGGAGCCGAUCAUCGCCAAAGGGAAGAAGCACGAUCCUCGGAGAACACCGGUUGAAAAUGCCAGUAAAGAUCUCAAGCCGAGCCCAUCCCAGUCCGAUAAUUCCUCCAACAAGAAGACAGAGCCCCCGUCAGAAGAAGAUGCUGAUGGCAAGGCCGAGGCCCGGCUGAAAGUCUCUCGAUCUGCAAAGCACGUCUUUGAUACUCUAUUUGCAAAGUCCCGCAGGGCGCAGGGAGCAAUAUCAUGGAAGAACUUCGGGUCGGCAAUGGUGGAAGCCGGAUUUUCGGUAAUCCCCGGCACCGGAUCCGAGUUCAAAUUUGUACCGGCGCCAGGUUCUGACUUGAAGGCGUCAAUGGUUGUUCAUAAACCCCACCAACCUGGCAACUCGAAGAAGAUUGAAGGGAGCAAGGCCUCCGCAGUCCGCAGGCAGCUGCGGAGAGAAUUGGGCUGGGAUGAGGACACAUUCGAGUCUAAGUGA